GGUAGUCCACGCCGCGGUUGAAGUCGUAGCCUCGGACUUGGGAGCUCUCGGGCGGCAGCGCCGAGCUGUGCUUCAGCACGGCGGCCAGCGCCGCUGCAGGCGCCUCGCCCUCCGGAGGACCCUCCAUGGCCCUGCGGCCGCACUCUCAGGUCACAGCCGCCCCGAGACAGGCCUCCGGCGGCCUCGAAACGUGCUAGUCGCCGGUGCGCGCUCCUGCACCACACCGCCGGAAGUGUCCACAGACUCCACAAAGCUGCCUCUUUGGUCUUCCCCUGGCCGCUGCAGUCACUUCUUCCGGGAAGCCUUCCCUGACAUCCCUCAGGAUAAGGGACGUCUUCUGGGAUCGAAGGCUGACAUCUCCCUCCAGCAAGACUGUGAGACCUUCGAAGGUGUGAUGUCCAGCAAGGUGGCCAUCGGCAGCGACAUUGGGCAGGCCCGGAGGGCCGUGGAGCAGCUGCGGAUGGAGGCGGGUAUCGACCGAGUGAAGGUGAGGGCCGGGGCGGCCUGGGCAUGUCUGGGAGAGGGGGCAGGCGGAGCCCGGGUCCAGCUGACCGGGCUGGCCCGCAGGUGUCCAACGGCUGGCGACCUGCUGCAGUUCUGCGCGGAGCAGGCCAAGAGCGACCCCUUCCUUGUGGGCAUCCCUGCGGCCACCAAUCCCUUCAAGGAGAAGAAGCCCUGUGCCAUCCUGUAACCCGCGGCCCGACCGCCCAGGAGCCCUCAAUAAAAAUGAAGUGAAUGAUCCUCA
Suricata suricatta (meerkat) is the source of this 745-nucleotide messenger RNA. It is a transcript of the gene GNG14, whose product is annotated as G protein subunit gamma 14. The record is from RefSeq and is a predicted model, not a curated record. Gene Ontology annotation, biological process: G protein-coupled receptor signaling pathway. NCBI's taxonomy places the organism in Eukaryota, Metazoa, Chordata, Mammalia, Carnivora, Herpestidae. Gene Ontology annotation, molecular function: G-protein beta-subunit binding. Gene Ontology annotation, cellular component: heterotrimeric G-protein complex.